Gongylonema pulchrum is the source of this 336-nucleotide messenger RNA. The record is from the annotation of a GenBank genome assembly. Lineage: Eukaryota; Metazoa; Nematoda; Chromadorea; Rhabditida; Gongylonematidae.
UUCAAUUUGAUGCAAAUUGGACAAAUUUUGCAAACGUUGGCGAUUGCUCCUUUCGAGCCACCUUCCGCACAUAUCGCUCACUUCUACUCGCAGUUUGAUCAGAAGUCAAUGCCUCGUGUUGUACAGUGUGUUCUUACGUCGCACGGUGAUUCGGUGGACAGUCUGUUUGCGGUGAGCACCGAAUCACCACCACAACCUGUGCGGAAGGGCCAGUUGCGGUCUUUAUCGGUGGAUACUUUGAUGAUCGCGAUGCGAUACUAUAGUGCGGAAUGCCUGCCAAGCUUGCCUUGUUCGCUUGGUUUUUGCAAGAUCGGUGGCUUGCUCAAAAAGUUAUGA